AUGUAUACACAAUCAGCAGUGACGACACAUUUGGAUAGUCAAUCUAUGGCAACAGAUGAUAGUGAUUGUUAUCCAACAACUUCAAAAUUUUUUAAAACUCAACCAAGUGAAUUUAAUUCUAAGCAAGGUGAAAGUGGAGAAGAAAUUUCAGCUAAUUAUAUCAACAUUUUGGCUUCACCUAAAUUAUUCGAAACCAAUGUAACUUUUUCCUAUGAAAAACUAAUCGUUGAAUGUCGGUUUUCGAUUAAAUUACGAAAAAGUCAUCGUGAAACAUUGGCUCAAACCAGUAUUGAAGAUGUAGCUUUUCAUGGAAUAAUUCUUUAUUCUUUCGAAGAUUUUGAAACGGGGAAAACCUGUUUUCAAGAUAUCCAUCGAAUCAUUUCAGUUCAUCCGAUUUCAUCAUCAAUGAUUCGAUUAGAUGAUGCUGCUAUUGAAGCAUUUUAUGAAAAUUAUGUAGAGUAUCUCCUUGAAAAUCCACCUAAUGCUCGAGAUGAUAUUAUUUUAUUUGCUCGUCGCGCUGAUAAACUUCUGCAUGAACGUUGA
Rotaria sordida is the source of this 543-nucleotide messenger RNA. NCBI's taxonomy places the organism in Eukaryota, Metazoa, Rotifera, Eurotatoria, Philodinida, Philodinidae. The record is from the annotation of a GenBank genome assembly.